This is a messenger RNA of Sporothrix schenckii 1099-18, 2700 nucleotides long. RefSeq lists its product as uncharacterized. The record is from RefSeq and is a predicted model, not a curated record. NCBI's taxonomy places the organism in Eukaryota, Fungi, Ascomycota, Sordariomycetes, Ophiostomatales, Ophiostomataceae. The transcript has 2 exons. The coding region runs from base 1 to 2700 and encodes 899 amino acids.
AUGUACCACAACGGCUAUCUGCACGGCGGGGUCCCUGCCAACAAUGGGCGCUUUGGCACCGAAAAUGGAAACCGCAGACACACGAGUUAUGACAACUCCUACUUCACGAAUGGCGGCAUCCAUGCCCGGAACGGCAGCUGCAACCGUAUUCACCCUACUUUUGGAAGGAAUCCCCAAAACAACGGCAACGACUACAACAAUGGCAGCAAUUCUAACCUCAACAACGGUUUCAAUUGUUUCAGUUGUUUCAAUUGUCAAAAUAGCCAAAAUAGCCAAAAUGGUCAAAAUGGCCACAAUGGUCACAAUAGCUACAGUGGCUUCAAUGGCAGCAAUAGUUAUAAUCGUCAUUCUCACAAUCGUCACAAUGGUCAAAAUGGCCACAAUAGCCACAACGGCAACAACUACAGCAAUGGCAACAACGACCGGCACAACUUCCAAAUCCAGCCAUAUGGAGUUGCCCCGCCCAUGGACCGCCACAACGGAAAUUCCUCCAUGAGCAGUAUGAUCUUGUCAGGUGGUUGCAUCUACAACCAACAGAUGCCCCUAAUAUACCAUAUAUCCCGGCAAUCCAUGCCAACGCAGCCCCAAGCUUGGGUUCUUCCAGACAUACCAUUUAGACGGCCUCCACCCCCGCAUCAAGGUCCGGCACUGGGUCCGUCGAUGGGCCCCUACUUUCAUAGUGCGCACCAGGCAGCGCCGUUCACUGUGUACAGCGGCGGCGCAUAUGUGGCAAUGCUUCCGGGUCCCUUGCCACGACAGCGAACGGAGCACCAGUUCGAUCUGGCCCGGUAUCAAUGCCAACGGCAAGGCCAUCCACCGAACGAGGGCGGCCCCAGCCGCCGCAGCAAUGGCAAGGAAAGUUGCCAUGGCGAGAAAAAGCCUGUCUACAGGAACAAGUCAAAGGACAACGAAAGGCUGCCAGAAAACAGGAGGCUGCAGUAUGCCGUCAAGGCCGCCGCCGAGGACGACGGGGUCCCCAUUGACAGCAACGCAGUCAUUGACACCGAGGACGCUCUCAAGACGUACCUCGCGGAUCUCCUGCACUGUCAGCCCGAGCUCGGUUACGUCUACUCGCUCGGCUUCCAGGGUGUCAUGGUCGGCAGCACCCACGACAACAUCUGCGCCAUGACCGUCAAGGCUGAUGUCAAGAUGCAGCUGCAUCUGAACGGGCCUGGCUACGACCCGAUCCUGAUCGCAAACAACCGGACCAAGCUGGGCAACACCAACCGGACCCGGGGGACUGUCUUGCGGCCCUACCUCACACCCAAGCUCUUCGCCGCCUGUCAGCCGCGCGUCAUUGACGUGAAGACGCUGGGUGCCGCUGCGUUUGAAACGCAUCCCGAGAGUCACAGCGACAUGUCCCUGCGCCACAUUAUGGAGGACGGCCGUCAGGCCAAGCUGAUGUUUGCGCCGCACAUGCCGGCCGUCAGCCUCGAUGCGGUGUACGGCAUCCGCUUCGAUCGCUAUGACCAUGCGGAUGACGAGUGCGACGGCACAGGCUCGCCACGUGCCUGCAGGGAAGAGGAGGUAAAGGGAACAGAGGCAGCGGAAAUGGCGGACGAGGAAAGGGAGAGGACAAUGACCAAAGCGGAAGGCAAGAAGCCGAUGGCGGUGGGAACGUCGAGCACGCCGAACGCAGUGCCCGAGGCAGAUGGUUCGCAGCCACCGCUUGGUGAAUGCGGGACUCUGAAAGCUCCCAGCAACGUUGAGUUCCGCGGCCUCUUUGACAUUCAGUUGUGCGAGGCCGUCCUGGCGCCCAGCCGAGAAAUUGGAAAGACCGAGCGAGGGAGGACGGAUCCAGAUGCAGUGGCCGUCAAAAGCCGUCAUCAGUUUCACGACCACUACAGGCUCAUGAGCCUAGUCAACAUUCUCAAAGCGAAUCUGCGAGGCAAGUACCGCCAGACUGAGCCGCCUGCACAGCCUGAACCGUCUGACCCGUCCGACCAGGCCGGACAGGCCGGCCCAAGCGGGCCAGCUGAGCAGGUGCAACUCGGCAAGGCACGUGAUAGGAUUACCCAUCGCCUGCGCAAGUUCCAAAUCAGCUCGGCCGCAUAUGGACGCUUUUCCGAUCAGAAGCAACGUAUGCGGUGCCAUUUCCGCAACGCCGCCCGGUCAAAUCCAAAGGCCAACGAAUUUUCCGAGGGCCCACUCGAUCCCAACGACGACACCCGCGGCCUCGUUCGUUACUGCAUCUACGACGUUCUGUACCUGCCCCAUCUGUUUUGCAGCUACUACAACGAGAUCCUGGACCUGAACCCUCGCUUACCGUUCGUGGACCAAGUCCUGCUCCAGGAGGUGCGCCGGUUCACACACCAACGAGUGCAAAAGGCGGCGAUGGACAAUGGCCUCGGCAGCAACAAUGCCGUGUUCUCUCCGUUUGGUUGGGUCUGGGAGUCUUGGCUGGUGAGAAUGCGCAAAUUGUGGGAGCGAAACUACAUGGGAAGCCUCUGUUUGGAAGACAGGUUCGCGUCUCUCGACACCGACAUUGGUGGACUACGGGGCGGAGAGGCUCCUGAGACUCCACGAGACAAUAAUUUGUCGGGUUCUCGGGCACAUCAAAUGACGCAAAUGUUAUGCAUAGAGAGUGACUUGCCAGGGAUUGCCAUCUCACACGUAGAGCCAACCACGCCACCCACACAACCUCUCGUGGCAGAGAAUGUCUCUCACGAACGCUCGCGGUAUGAAUCCGAGGAGGAGUGA